Camelina sativa (false flax) is the source of this 1866-nucleotide messenger RNA. RefSeq lists its product as uncharacterized. The record is from RefSeq and is a predicted model, not a curated record. Lineage: Eukaryota; Viridiplantae; Streptophyta; Magnoliopsida; Brassicales; Brassicaceae. Gene Ontology annotation, molecular function: zinc ion binding.
AUGUUUGCUACCAUAGGUAGUAUUCCUAUCUUUAUUAGAAAUGAUAGGCAGCUUGAAGCUUUUAAACUCAAAUAUGCGCAAAGUGGAGGAGUUCUUUAUCUAUGUGUUAUUGUUGAGGAUUUUUGUGUGACUGUUGAGCAGGGCCAACCUAGCUCUACUCCUUUUAUUGAGAGUGUUACUGCUGUUACUCAGGAUCAAACUAGCUCAAAUCUGUUUGUUGGGAAUGCUAUCGAUGUUUCUACUGCUACUCAUACUCAGGGUCAACCAAUACCAAAUUCAUAUGUCGAGAGUGUUCCUCGUUUUUAUUGUUCUCCUGUUGCUUAUUCAAGUCAACAUACUAGCUCCGAUGAUGAUUUUACUGCUACUGCUACUCAUAGUCAGUUAUUCAAAGACAAAACAGAAAUGAGAAGUCAGAUGCGGAUGUAUGCAGUCAAGCAUAGUUUUGAGUUUCAUACUUUUAAUUCAGACAACAAGAGGAAUGUUAAUCAUCGCCAAGCAUCUGCAAGGACUUUGGAUGGUUUGGUUAGUAACCAUUUUGCAGGAGGAAAGCUUCCUCUCAGACCUAAACAGCUCAUGGAAAUUUUUAGGAAUGACCAUGGAGUUGGUGUCUUGUACUCAAAAGCAUGGAAAGCUCAAGAACAUGCAUCAGAACUUGCUAGGGGUUUACCUGCUGAUAGUUAUGAGGUUUUACCGAGUUGGUUCCACAUGAUAGAAAAGAAGAAUCCAUGUACUAUCACUUACAUCAAAGCUGAUUAUGAUAAUAAGUUUAGAUACGCUUUUCUGGCUUUUGGUGCAUCAAUUAGAGGGACUUUGCUUGCUGCAUCAGCUCAGGAUGGUAAUUUUCAGUUAUAUCCUAUUGCUUUUGCCGUUGUUGAUUAUGAUAAUGAUGCAUCAUGGGAUUGGUUUUUGCGGUGUUUGAAGACUAUUAUUCCUGACGAAAAAGAUCUAGUUUUCGUGUUUGAUCGGGCUUCUUCAAUAGCAACUGCGCUUUCAGUAAAUUAUGUACAUGCUCAUCAUGGGAUCUGCACUUUCCACUUGCAAAAAAACCUGAAAAAACGAUUUAGAGCUUCUGCUUCUCUUCUUCCAGUUGUUCAUGAUGCUUCAAGAGCUUACACUCAAUAUGAUUUUGAUUAUUUGUUCAGUCAAAUUUCCAAUGGUGAUCCGGAACUUGGAGAAUAUCUUUGGCAAGCUGAUAUUAGGAAAUGGUCACGUGCAUAUUCUCCUUCUAACUGGUACAACAUCAUGACAUCUAAUUGUGCCGAGUCCAUUAACUCCUUGUUAAAAGAGACUCGCAAGUAUCCAAUUGUCUACCUGUUUGAGACAAUCAGGUCUAUUUUGACUAGGUGGUUUAAUGAACGACGUGAGGAGAGCUGUCGACAUCCAUAUGCUGUUACUCCAAAUGUUGGGAAUAAGAUGAAUGCAUCUUAUAAUAAUACUACCUGCUGGCUUGAAGUUUGUCAAGUAAAUGAAAAUGUCUUCGAGGUUAAAGCAGGUUUAAAGACGAAUGUGGUGAAUUUGGACACAAGGAAAUGCACAUGUUGUAUGUUUGAUAUUGACAAAUUCCCUUGUGCACAUGGAAUUGCUGCUGCUGACAAACAUGUCAAUCUCAAUGAAACAUGUUUAUGGCGUUUAGGAUAUUCAGAGAGCAUUCACCCAGUAGGUGAUAUGGAGUAUUGGGAGGUUCCAGAGAGUGUUAGUACUUCUAUUCGGCCACCUUCUACUCGUAUAGCUAGUGGCAGGCGAAAGAAAAAGAGAAUAGCUAGUUCAUGGGAGCAUGGAAAGGCUAAGACAAAUUCAAAACAAUACAAAUACAGUAGGUGUGGUCAGUGUGGACACAACAAAUCUAGUUGUGUAGCUGCUAUCUAA